Molecule: messenger RNA, 1016 nt
Organism: Coregonus clupeaformis (lake whitefish)
Lineage: Eukaryota; Metazoa; Chordata; Actinopteri; Salmoniformes; Salmonidae
Product: fibronectin-like
Exons: 5
Coding region: 12-1016 (334 amino acids)
Molecular function (GO): protein binding; zinc ion binding
Source: RefSeq, a predicted model, not a curated record
GUGUUCUAUCAAUGAAGAGUGGCCAAUCCAUGGAAUACCCUAUUCAUUUCAAAGGAAGGGUCUCUCUACGAAACAAAGGGCCAGGAGAGGUGGUCUGUGAUAUCUGCUCUGAGGUCCAAGCUGUGAAGUUCUGUCAGACCUGCACUAUCUCCUACUGUGAGACCCACAUCAGACAACACUAUACAAUAGAAGCACUGCAGAGACACACAGUGGUGGAUGUGACUGGAGACCUGGUGCAGAAACUCUGUCAACAUGACUACAGUCCUCUGGAGGUGUUCUGCAGGACAGACCAGAUGCUGAUCUGCAGUCGGUGUGCAGAGACAAAGCACAAAGGACAUGAUAUCACCCUCCUCAAGAUAAAGAAAGCUGGAAGAGAGCAUAAGAGUUUUGAUGGAGACCAACUCACAACGCUGAGCUCAGAUGAUGUGCUGCCCCCUCCUGGUGACAUCCAGGUCCUGUUGCUGACGUCAGACUCAGUGUCUCUGAGCUGGAGUUCUCCUCAGGGGGUUAAAGUUAAAGGACCACAGACAUUCAGAGUGACCUGGGAGUGUGACAGGGAAACAAGCUCAACAAAAGUGAAAAGUGGGCAUCAUCUUAAAAUAAGCAGUCUCCAACCUGGUGAAAAGUACCAGUUCAACGUGGCUACAGAGGGAGAAGAUGGAAGCCAAAGCAGAUGUGUCUCAGCAUCCCUAUCCACAGUGGUCCCACCCAGAGACUUAAAGGUUGACAAUUUGAAAGAUACCUCCUUCACUCUCCACUGGUCCAUUGCUGAAGGAAUGGAGAAAGUCCCACAACGCUUCCUCAUAUCCUACUGCAGCCCAGGAACAGACCUCCAUGCAGAGAAUACUAAAGACUGCCACACAACAUUCUCAAACCUGCAACCUGGUACUCAUUACACCAUCAGUGUCUCUACUGUGCUGACCAAUGGGGAACAGAGUGAACCUGUCUCUACAACAAUCUGUACUAGUAAGAGAUCUCUCUCACCUUGUUACAUAUCAUCAUCUCUUUCCCAGUAA